Molecule: messenger RNA, 3810 nt
Organism: Conger conger (European conger)
Lineage: Eukaryota; Metazoa; Chordata; Actinopteri; Anguilliformes; Congridae
Product: sphingosine kinase 1
Exons: 5
Coding region: 159-1799 (546 amino acids)
Biological process (GO): cellular response to growth factor stimulus; sphingosine biosynthetic process; negative regulation of apoptotic process
Cellular component (GO): intracellular membrane-bounded organelle; cytoplasm; membrane
Source: RefSeq, a predicted model, not a curated record
UGAACUCGUACUGCAGCUGAAACUGUCGGACGCAGUCUCUCAGUCUAGAGCACCUGCCUCGUGUGUGUAUAUGUGUGAGUGUGAGUUUCACUCUCUUCCCCGUGUCGAUCUACGGAUCGCGUCCCCUUCUCCUUCCCUCCCUCACCUCUCCGAACAAGAUGGAUCAAAAGAAAACAGAACCGGGAUCAUCCCACUGCAACGGGAUGAGCCAGGUUGUGUUGUACGGAGAAUUCACGGCUACCGACAACAUAAAGGUCAGGUAUUCCUUGUGUUUGACAGAGCUUGACCUCACUGUUCAGAAGAUCACAUCGGCAACUGCGGGACAGAGCAAGCUGGUAUUCAACUUGAGAGACUGUAUCGGCUGCCAAGCUUUCAAGGGAGAUGAUAGCACAGACGUUGGAGCUUAUUUUUCCGCGUUUUUUUACCCUUUUAAGAAAAGAUGGAUGAGUUCCGGCGUGGCCCGUCAGAGGGUUGAGCAGUGUUUUCGUGUAGAAUUGGGACAGGACCCCUUUGCGAACCUCGAAGAGGCACAGCAAUGGGCUCGCACAAUCAACGAAUAUUCUGCUCAUCAUCGACCCCACAGAGAGGGAGUGUUGUACAGCCAGGUACGGCAGCCCUGCAGGGUCAUGCUUCUCCUGAACCCUUACAGUGGGAAGGGUCAGGCCCUCGCUCUCUUCAACACACACAUUCAGCGCAUGCUCACAGAGGCCGGAAUCCUGUACACACUGGUCAUCACCGAGCGGCAGAACCACGCCCGAGAGCUGGUGAGGGAGGCUGACCUGACGCAGUGGGAUGCCCUGGUCAUCAUGUCGGGAGACGGGCUGCUGUUUGAGGUGGUGAACGGGCUGAUGGAGAGAGAGGACUGGGAGACUGCCAUCCAGACGCCGCUGGGGAUCCUGCCCGGGGGAUCUGGGAACGCGCUGGCUGCCUCCGUCCACCACUACGCUGGGUACCAGCCCCUGCUGAGCGAGGAGCUGUUGCUGAGCUGUGGCUUCCUGCUGUGUAAGGGCCUGGUGUCUCAGAUGGACCUGGUGUCCAUCAACACGUCCUCCAACCAGCGGCUCUUCUCCUUCCUGUCGCUGGCCUGGGGCUUCGUGGCGGACGUGGACAUCGAGAGUGAGAAGUACCGGUACGUGGGGGCGGCGCGCUUCACCGUGGGCACGCUGGUGCGGCUGGCCUGCCUGCGGGUGUACCAGGGCAGGCUGGCCUACCUCCCCGCCGAGGAGGCAGUGCACCCGGCCGAGGACACCCCGCCCCUCCCCCCCUCCGCCUUCUGCGCCUCCCUGCUCUGCCAGCCCUCCAAGGCCUCCUCCAACCAGAACACCUUCCACAACUCCUGCAACUCCAACAACGCCAUCAAAGCCCGGAGGGGCGAGGCCCCCGCAGGGGCCCCCAGGGGCCCGCGCGACUCCCUCCUGGUGCCCCUGGAGCAGCCGGUGCCCGGGGACUGGACGGUGGUGGAGGAGGAGGACUUCGUGCUGGUGCUGGCCAUGUACCAGUCCCACCUGUCGGAGGACAUGAUGGCCGCGCCCGACUCCACCCUGCAGGACGGGCUCAUCCACCUGUACUACAUCAAGGCCGGCAUCUCGCGCACCGCCCUGCUGCGCCUCUUCCUGGCCAUGGAGAAGGGCACCCACAUGGCCUGCGACUGCCCCCACAUAGUGUACGUGAAGGUGCGGGCGCUGCGUCUGGAGCCCCUCUCCCCGAAGGGGGUGAUCACGGUGGAUGGGGAGUUGCUGGACUACGGGCCCGUUCAGGCCCAGGUGCACCCAGGGCUGGCCCGGCUCGUGUGCGUCUGAGGCCCGGACAUGCGCCAAGCUCCAACGGUCCGAAUGUUGAACUUCUGAUUAUUUUCUUCUCUGUGCUGAUAUUUUACAUACAAGUGCCAAAGUAGUGAGCCUUUGGAAUCUCUUUACAAUAGGAUGUUCUCCUAUAGCAUCGAGCCCGGGCCCGUAUUCGUAAGGUUAGAAAGAGUACUCUUGAGAAAGUGUGAACGUGUGUUUCACCAAUGCAGCUUUUCAACCAUUCCUUACCAUAUGUCUUAGUAUUGCAGUAAAGAUUGUAUAAAUACAUAUAAAAUACACUUUUAAAGAUUAGGAUAGACCUGUUAUUAGCCCAGUCCAUGUGAUCCUACCAGUUUGUUUUGCAAUCCAAUAAUUAGGUUGGCAGAUGAACAACGGCGUCAUUUAAAAAUACUUUUCAUACUGCUUUCUCUGGGAUGAAGUUGCCCAGAUGAAAGUAAUGUAUUCAGCAGUUUAUGAAUUAUAUAUUUAUGUAUUAUUCCAUCCAACAGACAUACUUGAUCUAUUCUCUAAUCAAUCACAUGGAUGUUUAAUCCAUAUUUAAUGCAUUUCAAUUGCAAUGACUUACAACAAAUUUGAUUUCAGUGUGGCCCGAGUAGGAUCUAAAGCAAAGUAACUGCAUAUGUGGCUAUUAAUUUGCCAAUUCAAUACAAGAGAGAAAAGUUAAAUCACAUUUGUGACAGUUCCUACGUAAACACUGAAUAUUUCCAGGCUUGAUCACUGCUGGUAGCACAGUUGAAAUUCAUGUAAUGGAGAGUAGCAGGAAGACAGAGUGGUCAUAUAUUAAAACAGAAUUUAAUUCAACAAACCAAAUAGAACUCUUUUAAAAGAAGGGGGAGCAUUUUUGAACAAAGUGGCACAAAUCAAUACUGUCACAUCUUACAAACCCAAAAUAAGCUGUUUAAACAAAAGCAAUCUUCAGCUCAACAGAUAAGCACUGCACAAAAUCUUUCACUCCUCACUCCAGGAAAUGAUUGGUUAUCUGGAGAGCUGAGCCAUUAAAAUUCCUUAAAGUGAGUUGUGAAACGGGGCUAACGACUGUGAUAUUGUACUGGUGGCAAUUUACAUUAAUGGUACAAUACUUGAAUGCUUCAGUAAUUUUGCACAUGAUUGUCACAGCUGUGUCUUUGCUUCUUUCAUAUUGCCAAAUAACGUCGCCUCAUCCCAUUUUUUUUACUCGAGAGUCCUGACGGCUAUGCCUCGGGUCAGAACGUUCCUUCCGGAUAUUUGACGAAAGCAAUACCUGCGCAGCGUAAUCGCACCCUUCUCAAUAACCUUUAUUUUCAAACAGUUUUACUUCGAUUUUUCUGGUUUCACGGGUACGCCCGGUUCUUGAAACGGUCGGUCUUUCUCAGAAUGCAGCACAGCUGAGUGAAAGGGGGUGGGUGCAGGCUGAGAGGCCCACCAGCGCUGGGGAAGGCGCUGUGCGGACCGGGGCCGGGGUGAGGAGGGCACCGCGCCCUCGUUGUCUCGCUGGAUGAGUGUCACGCGCGCGCAUGGAGCCGUAUUCCCCUGCCCUCUGCUCCCCGCAGCGCAGCGACACACCGUGCCCACAGCACGAGGACCUCGCCUUGCGGACAGCGGCCCUGAGGGUCGGCGAUCUGUGGUAGCUGAGCUGCCGUUUCCGCUCGAAUGUUUCUCCUCGUUAUGCAACCGCCUUUCAUUUCAGUCUUCAGCUCUCAUUGCUGGCAUGUGGAGGCUACAAGUGCUGAAGGUCACUAGUGACAUCUGAGUCAUGUCUAGUGACUAGUGAGUCUUGGUAUCAGCACAGCCGCCACCUUGCUCCUGUAAGGAAUACAAAGCGGCCAUCUCAAUCAACCAUGUUACAGUCGCAGACAAAGCCAUAGUACAGAUUCCUUCAAAACCUCUGCAAAAACUUUUGUGCUUUUGUUGUUCUUUUUACCUGAGCAUUAAUUAGCCUGAUAAGACGGACCUCCCUGUGGGGCAGGGCUGAAAUGGCCUGGCCUUGCACAAACACAGACGGCCUCAGACUGGGCCGCAAUCAUCC